CGAACUGCAACCUGUCGGGAGUAUUUUGGUUCCUGUAAAACGACAACCAAUGGAAACAGCGCCAUCUUCCGCAAACACGCGUUAAAGUCACGUUUUUUUUUUUAAAUUGAAUUCAAACUAAACACACGAAUGGUGAAUAUUAUUGAGUGACAACAAUUUACUCACUGUUGUAAAAACGAGCAGUUUAUUUUAGCACCCACAUGGCGGAGAAAGUCACGUUUAGUUGUCAAAGCGAGCCGGGCGAUAUUCAUUUUAAGUUCGGCCACGCUUCCUUUGAGGUGUUGACCGACUUUCUGACGAAUCUCAACGAGAAAAACAAAGACAACCUGAACAGUUUGUCGACAUGUUGCGGAGUGUUCAAGGAUAAAAGACUGUUUGAAUACACUUUGCUGAUAUCUCAGGAGCUGAGACUGGACCCGCUGGCCGGCUACCACGCCAUCGAAUUAGUUCAGAGGUUCCUGGUCAAGCACAUCACACGUCUGCUCAGCGAGCCGUCGCCUCAAGGGGCCACUCAGGCCGGGGCGGGGAGCCGCGAGGACGCCAUCUUUGAGCAGCUGAAGGAGAGGUUGGCCAUGAUGGUGUUUUCCUGCGUGCAGCUGGCCAGCAAGAUGUCUCUGCACAGCCACAUUAUCGACAUCAACACGGCCGUGCGCUUCCUGCACUCGGUCGGCCUGGACGUCUCCAAGCAGGCCGUGCUGGAAUCGGAGCUGAUGGUGCUGAAGGUCUUGGAGUUCCGACUGGACUGUCCCAACCCUCUCACAUACGUGGAAAUACUCCUGGAGGUUCUGGGCUUCAACGAGCCUUCCACCCCAGUGGAGCACCUGCACCACCUGUGCCGCCAUGUCCUCCAGUUGGUGAGCCUGCAGCGCAGCCACCUGUACGACGCCCUGCUGACCGCCACCACGCAGACCCACAACCCCACCAGGGAGCAGAGGGAGAAGUUUGUGGCGGUGACUGAAGACUGCAUGCUCCUGGCGGUCGGUGUCAUCGCCGUGGCAACCUUCAUCCUGCACGUCAGAGAAUGGGAAGAAGUGGUGAAAGAGCUGAGCCACAUCACGGGAAUCUCCACCAGAAGCAUCAGCGAUUUCGCCCGCGUGGCCCUCAAGCUCAUCGUGGAGGGCCCUCAGACGCCGACCCGAUAAGUCUAGCCUCUCCUCCUACUGUGUACGUUAUUAGGAGCAAUAAACCCCCCUCGUCUUAGCGCUACA
Molecule: messenger RNA, 1208 nt
Organism: Nerophis lumbriciformis (worm pipefish)
Lineage: Eukaryota; Metazoa; Chordata; Actinopteri; Syngnathiformes; Syngnathidae
Gene: cntd1
Product: cyclin N-terminal domain containing 1
Biological process (GO): reciprocal meiotic recombination
Cellular component (GO): site of double-strand break
Source: RefSeq, a predicted model, not a curated record